Messenger RNA from Drosophila innubila, 4459 nucleotides. It is a transcript of the gene bab2, whose product is annotated as protein bric-a-brac 2. The transcript is spliced from 5 exons. Lineage: Eukaryota; Metazoa; Arthropoda; Insecta; Diptera; Drosophilidae. The coding region runs from base 611 to 4090 and encodes 1159 amino acids. Gene Ontology annotation, biological process: regulation of transcription by RNA polymerase II. Gene Ontology annotation, molecular function: DNA binding; protein binding. The record is from RefSeq and is a predicted model, not a curated record. Gene Ontology annotation, cellular component: nucleus.
AAUCAGUUCGUAUUUAACUUUCGUCGUGAAUGCAACACAGCGUUUGUAAGCAGCGAAAGAAAAGCAGAAAGCAACAACAACAAACAUUUGAAUGUGCCGCUAACGUCGUCGCGUGUGUGCGUUGUUGUCAGUGUGUGUGUGAAUGAAACAACAACAACAACAACAACUAUAGCAAACAACAAACAACAUCAAAAAAAGUAGUGAAAAAUUCAAAAUAAAAACACAGUGUGCAAGAAAGAAAGAUAGCAAGAAAACAAAACAACAAACAACAAAUCUGCAGCAUGUGUUGCAUGUGGUGAACAAACUUCAACAUUCAACUUGCAACUGACAACUGACAACAGCUACAAAAUAAACAGUCAACAAACAACAAAUGCGUUGCAAAAACCUUGGAAAAACUACGUGGAAAACUCACAAAUUGUGAAUGACGGCGCCCAGUGUAUGUGUACAUGUAUGUGUAUGUCGUUAACAACAAAAUUCUCUACUCAAAAGUAGCGACUUGGAGCAAAAAAAAAAAACAAUCUUAAUGAUGUGUUAAAUAACAAUAAGAAAAGCUUAAACCAAUACAACAAUUGCAAUACUGAAUAAGUAAUUGAAAUCCGAAUUAUAAAAAAUGGAUAUGACAAAGGACAUCAUGGACUUUGAACAAAAACUGGACAGCGAGCAAUACGAGCCAAAUGAUUAUACCAUGGUUAAUAUAGAGAUACCAAAGCAGCCAGAGCCGCAAACAGAAAUGGCCUACGAGACGGAAAUGGCCAAAACAGAGGCCGAGAAUGAGGCAACUGUGAAUGAGGCAACUAUUACGCAACAGUUGCCGAUAGCAGGAACAGGAACAGGAGCAGGAACAGUUGCAGAAGAGGAGCUGCAGGAGCAGAAACAGCAUGUGCAUGUCAAGGAGGAGAUCACAGAUGCAGCUGAUAAACCAAAUGUCCGAGCUGUGCUCAAUGAGCAGCCGUUGACGCCACCGCCACGCCCACUGACCUCCAGUGAGGUGGUCGGACACAGUGAUCCCGUUGAUCCCGAGCUGCGCGUACAGCUAACGGCCAAGAAAUCCCGCUCGUUGCCCGUCUCCCCGCAACCUUUGGUCUCCCACAACUUGUCCGCCAUUGGACUCUUUGAAUUUGGCCAGAACAACAAGAAGAUUGUGGCAGGAGCAGCCAGAGCAGUUGGAGGAGCAGCAGCUGACUUGGAGCACAAGUCCAAGCUGGGUCACAAAUUGUUUGCUGGCCAGCGUAAAUCCUCGCCAGCUGCGGGAGACAAUCAACAGUUCUGUCUGCGCUGGAACAACUACCAAUCGAAUCUGACCAAUGUCUUCGAUGAGCUGCUGCAGAACGAAUCCUUUGUGGAUGUGACACUCGCCUGCGAGGGACACUCGAUCAAGGCACACAAAAUGGUCCUGUCCGCCUGUUCGCCCUACUUCCAGGCGCUGUUCUAUGAUAAUCCCUGCCAGCAUCCCAUCAUCAUCAUGCGGGACGUCAACUGGAGUGAUCUAAAGGCGCUUGUCGAGUUCAUGUACAAGGGUGAGAUCAAUGUGUGCCAGGAUCAGAUCAAUCCGCUGCUCAAGGUGGCCGAAACCCUCAAGAUUCGUGGCCUGGCCGAGGUGAGUUCGGGCUCGGCAGGUGGCAACGGUGGCAUUGGUGGCAUUGGUGGCACCUCGCUGCUGCCGGAGCAACGCAUGACCGUCUACGAUGAUGACGAGGACGAGGAGCUGGCGGCAGCUGCGGCCAUUCUGCGGGAUGAGGAGGACGAUGAUGAGCUGAAGCCGAAGCGCGCCAGAUUGUUGGCCAAGUUGCAGGCGGAAUCCGCCCUGGAUCUCAACCAGCGUCAGCGUAAGCGCUCCCGAGACGGCAGCUAUGCCACGCCCAGUCCACUCCCACUUCCAUUGCCGCUGCGCGCGGAGUCGCCACACCAGACACAACGCUCCGGAGUCACUGCGGUCACUGGGCAGGGACAACCACUGGCGAUGACCACUUCGACAAUUGUGCGCAAUCCAUUUGCAUCGCCCAAUCCACAAUCUCUGCAGGCACAUCUCUCCGGCAGCUCAUCCUCCGCCUCCAGCAGCUCGGGCGCCUCCACCGCCGGCACCAGCGCCAAUUCCGCCGCUUCCUGCAACAGCUCCGCAUCCGGUGGUGUCGUGUCUACCACCUCCUCCUCGGCUCCCAGCGCCUAUCGCUCCAACGCACGCAGCUGCUCCCCUCCUCCGCCCCCCUCGGCCCACAGCAACGGCUCCGCUGCGGCGCUGACCUCACCCACUGGCAACAAUGCCUCAUCUGGUGGCUCGCAGGCGCAGCUGCCACCACACAUGGCAGCCGCCGUUGCCGCUGCAGCGCAUCAUGCCUCAGCUGCCUCGGCUGCGGUGCCACCACCACCGCCAUCCGCCUCCUCGAUGCACCAUCAUGCAGCUGCCGCGGCAGCCCAACAACUGGCAGCCCAGCAUCAAUUGGCCCACUCCCAUGCAGCCAUGGCCAGCGCCUUGGCCGCCGCAGGAGUCGGUGGUGUCGGUGGUGCAGGUGGUGCUGCCCCAAGCAAUGCAGCCAGUGCGGGUGGUAAUCCCCCCAGCUCUGUGGGUGCUCAUCAUGAUGAUAUGGAAAUCAAACCGGAAAUUGCUGAGAUGAUACGUGAGGAAGAGCGGGCCAAAAUGAUUGAGACCGGCGGACAUGGCUGGAUGGGUGCUCCUGCAACAGGCACAUCUGUGGCGGCAGACAGCUACCAAUAUCAAUUGCAGUCCAUGUGGCAAAAAUGCUGGAAUACCAACCAACAGAAUCUGGUGCAACAGCUGCGCUUUCGUGAGCGUGGCCCACUCAAAUCAUGGCGCCCGGAAGCCAUGGCCGAGGCCAUAUUUAGUGUCCUAAAAGAGGGACUCUCCCUAUCCCAGGCAGCUCGCAAAUAUGACAUACCCUAUCCCACAUUCGUGCUCUAUGCGAAUCGUGUCCACAACAUGCUGGGACCCUCCCUCGACGGCGGCACCGAUCCCCGACCCAAGGCACGUGGUCGACCCCAGCGCAUUCUGCUCGGCAUGUGGCCGGAGGAGCUGAUCCGCAGCGUCAUCAAGGCUGUGGUAUUCCGUGACUAUCGCGAGAUCAAGGAGGAUAUGGGAGCGCAUCAGUAUGCCAAUGGACAAGCGCAUGGCGCUCACUUUGGAUCUGGCAACUCGGCGGCAGCCAAUGGUUACCACAGUGCGGCAGCUAAGAUGGCCGCCCAGAAUGCCGCGCUGGCUCCGCCGGACAGCAGCAACCCGCUCAGCACGAUGACAGAGACGCUGCGGCGUCAGAUACUGUCCCAGCAGCAGCCACAACAGUCGCCACAUGUGCAGUCCAUGAACAUGUACAAGUCGCCGGCGUAUUUGCAACGCUCAGAGAUUGAAGAUCAGGUGUCGGCGGCGGCGGCGGUGGCAGCGGCAAAGCAUCAGCAGAACGAAAGACGCGGCUCGGAGAAUCUGCCGGACUUGAGUGCAUUGGGACUGAUGGGAUUGCCGGGUCUGAAUGUGAUGCCCUCGCAGCAGGCGCCGCAUCAGCGCAGCUCCGGCGGCAGCGGCGGUGGCAGCGCAGGCGCUGCAAUGCAUCCCAGUGCCGCCAGCUAUGCGAGAGAGCUGUCCCGGGAGCGGGAGAGGGAGCGUGAGAUGUCCAGAGAUCGGGAGCUGAAGGAGGCGAUGCAUGCGCGACAAUAUGGCAAUCAAUCGCGUGGCUCGAACUCAUCGGCGGGCAGCAAAUCGGCGUCAGGACAUGGCGCCUCAUCCAGUCGACCAGGCGCCGCGUCGCCCUAUUCCACGCACUACAGCAAACACCAGGCCAAGGAGCAUCCCAGCUAUGCGUACAACAAGCGCUUUCUGGAGAGUCUGCCCGCUGGCAUUGACUUCGAGGCAAUUGCCAAUGGGCUGCUCCAAAAGUCGGUGAACAAGAGUCCACGCUUCGAGGACUUCUUUCCCGGCCAGGACAUGAGUGAGCUCUUUGCCAGCGCCGACGCCAACGCCGGCGCAGCAGCGGCAGCGGCGGCAGCAGCGGCUGCAUAUGCUCCAACUGGAGUGCGGGAGUCGCCGCUGAUGAAGAUCAAGCUGGAGCAGCAACAGACCACAGAGUUGCCACAUGAGGAUUGAGAGAGAGGUAGUGGAGGAGGAAGAGGAAUAGGAAGAAGAGAGGAUAAUGGUUUGGGUUGGUUCUUUUGAAGAAGCCAACGGAAACACAUUUGGACUGUUAUUUUAACCCCAACGUUUAGUGUUUAGCCUGCUAAGUGCUUAGUUCAAGUUGCUAACUGGUUUUUAUUAUGCUUAGUUUUAGUCUAGGCUUAGUUCAUAACGGUACGAGUAUUACCCCCCCACUCUACAAUCCCCUACACACACACACUCACACACACACACAUGCACUUCGGAACUUUCCUGUAAGGAUAAGAUCUCGCCUAUAUUAUUUAUUUUGAAUGCAUUUGUUUUCUUAUGCGCCUUAUUCUUUGCCAAUAUCGAAAAAAAAAA